AUGACAUCCGAUCUAAUAGGAAAUCGAUUUCAAGUAAUAUCAAAAGCUGGAGAAGGACAAUUUGGCAGGGUCUUUCUAUGUACGGACUUGAAGACCCAAAAUAAAUGUGCAGUAAAAAUUCCAUCAGUUUCAAAUAAAAAUAGCUUUCCUCAGUUACUGAAUGAAGGCAAAAUUUUAAAGGCAAUACAAGGAGGAAUUGGAAUUCCAAAAUUUAUUAAAUUUAGUAAUCUUCGCUAAUUUAAUUUAAUACAAGGCAAUUAUUUACUCCUCAUUUUUUGUAUUUGAAAGAAAAUCUUUUUCAAAUUUAAAAGAGGCUAAUUGUUUAAUAUAGCAUUUUUAAAAGUAAAAAAAUAUAAAUGAAGACUAAAUGCUUUAAUUUAUUUUUUUGUGAUAAAUUAAUUAAAGUUUAUUCGAUUCGGGUUAAAAACUGUUUAAGAAAUGUUCUAAUUGCGCCUCUUUUAUUAAAUUAGAUCAAAACUAAAUUUAUAAAAUUUACCAAAGGGAGAGAGUUAGCUAAAUAAUGGCUUGAAAUUAAUUUUAUUUUGCACUCGUUUUUGUACAUCAAAAUUAGUUAAAUAAAGCAUAAUAAAUGAAGACGAACUAUUUUUAGCGAUGCAGCAUUUAGGCUCUAAUUUAGAAGAAAAGUUUAUAGUGAACUACACUGACUGGCACGGGAUGCUUUUGGCUCAGUUUCGAGCCAAAAGCACCCCAUGCCAGUCAGUGUAGUUAACUAUAUAAAGUGCAAUAGAAAAUUCUCACUAGCGACUGUGCUCACCAUAGGUGAGCAACUAUUAGACAGGCUUGAAUAUAUCCAUCGCAAAGGAUACAUUCAUAGAGACCUAAAGCCACGCCAACUCUUAUUAGGUAAUGGCUCUGAUUCCUCUACUCUCUAUGUGAUUGAUUAUGGCCUUUCAAAACAAUAUAUCCAGAAAUCAAUGAAUUUGCAUAUCCCUUAUACAGAAGGCUGAAAUAAAAUGAUCAAGUCGGUGGAAGAUGAACUCCGAGGCACAUUCCCUAUGGAGCAGGUAGGGCCAGUCUCAAUGAAGCUGAAAAUAGUGCCUCUAUCAUUUUUUGAAGUAGGCCUUCGGGUUUAAGGAUACCUUCCCCUGAAGGCCUUCCCUGUCUCUGCCAGAUAGGCUAGAGAGGUUUUACCUCCCAUUUAACCUUUGCUUAUAAGGACUAAGGGGCAUCCGCAAGAAGUAGCUCUAGCCUAGGGAGCUAAUCAGGUGGGUUUACAUCAGAUAGGAAGGCUAGUGUUCUAUCCUUAUAACGACUUAACUUAUACAGAAGGCAGACCCUUUGAAGGCACCGCAUAUUUUGCGUCUCUGAAUACUCAUAUGGGAAUUCAGCAAAGCCGUCGAGAUGAUCUAGAAGCCUACAUAUAUAUGCUCGCAUAUUUUUUGAAUGGUACUUUACCAUGGAUUGCUGCAGAAAAAACAAGCAAAAUAACUGAACGACAAAUCAAGCUUAUGAAAAGCAGACUUUCUUCAACUGGUCUGUUUUUAGACAAGCCAGAAGAGUUUAACAAUAUAUUUAAAUAUGUCAGAAACUUAGAAUUUGAUGCAGAACCUGACUAUGAUUAUAUUAGAACCCUUUUGAAUUCUAUAAGGAUAAAAAAUAACUUACUACCCUUUGAUUAGCGAGCAAAAAAACUUUGCUUGCUAAGCAAGGUGGAUAUUUUUUAAAAUAUAUAUAAAUAGAAUUGUUUAUGGAUAUUAAAAAAAUCUAAAUUUGGGGUUAGAUUUAUUAAAAUAUAUUUUAUGCAAAAAGGAAUUAAAUUUUUUGCUCGUGAAACAAAGGAAUUAAAAAUCAGCAAAUAACGAUAAUUUUUUCAAAUGGUCUUUCUUCUACAAGGGGGGAAUUAGCAGGAAUGGGCUUUGACUUUAAACCACCCCGCAAAAAACGAGUCCUAAAAACUUCUAGUGUAAAGCUUCCAAAGUCCCAUAAAGUUCUGGCUGAGGUAUCAAAAAGCUUUAUCGUUGUGGAAGAGGACAAAGAAAGCUCAAAGAGCAACGGAAAAGGAAAUUCCUCUUAUGAAACCUAUCCUCUGACUCCUAGAAAGAAUUUUGAAGGAAAAUGCAUAUGGAUUGACGAUGACUCAACACUGUGCUUACUUUCCCACCCAGAAAUCAAAGAUAGAAGCAUUUUAGUCAGCAACAAAGAAAAAAGUCCAGAAAUUAAUAAAGAAAAUUUAGUUGAGGCUGAAACAGUCCCAGUCUAUAAAGAAGAAAUUAUGAUUGACUCGGAAAGAGAUAAAGCAAGUUGCAGAGUUUUUUAA
This is a messenger RNA of Blepharisma stoltei, 2278 nucleotides long. The record is from the annotation of a GenBank genome assembly. NCBI's taxonomy places the organism in Eukaryota, Ciliophora, Heterotrichea, Heterotrichida, Blepharismidae.